GGUGAUUGCGUCCCAUAUACGGGCUGCUGGAGCCGGGCGGGUAGCGCGAUUGCCUGCACAAUGGGCAGUAGGAUCACUUUCUUCGAGGGAGAAUGAAAUUGACAAAGCUUUCUGGAGCAGGCUUGAAACCGACCAGAAGCCCUUUCCUUGUGGAAAUCCUCGAUUGGAAGACAAAGCAACAAUUAUGCUUUUUCGAAAAGGUUGAACCACAUGCUACAAUAAGUGAUAUCAGACUAAUGUUCCAUAAAUUAUAUCCUCAGUGGUACCCAUCAAGGCAGUCUAUAAGACUUGACCCCAAAGGAAAAUCCCUGAGGGAUGGAGAAAUCCUUCAGCUGCUCCUUGUUGGCAUGACCGCCACUCUUUAUUUUAAAGAUUUAGGCCCCCAAGUAGGAUGGACAAUGGUAUUUUUGAUAGAAUAUACGGGCCCAUUGUUCAUCUAUUUUGUGUUUUAUUUCCGCAUGCCUUUUAUCUAUGGCCUGGAUGACAGGUUUACCUCGAGCCAACAUCCAGUAGUUAACUUGGCAUGUAUCUGCCAUUCUUUCCACUACAUCAAAAGGUUGAUUGAAACAAUAUUUGUUCAUCGGUUCUCCCAUGGGACUAUGCCACUGAGGAAUAUUGUUAAGAAUUGUUUCUAUUACUGGGGAUUUGCUGCCUGGCUUGCUUAUUAUAUCAAUCACCCUCUUUACACACCACCCUCCUAUGGAAAAAAGCAGGUCAAUUUUGCUCUAAUCAUGUUUCUGACAUGUGAAGCUGGAAACUUUUCUAUCCAUGUUGCACUUAGUAAUCUGAGAAGAGAUGGUAAAAUAGGAUCCAAGACCAAUAAGAUUCCUUAUCCAACGAAGAAUCCUUUCACAUGGCUAUUUUAUUUUGUGUCCUGCCCUAAUUAUACCUAUGAGGGUAUAUACCUGGGUACAAAAACAGCUGAAGUGUAUCUCAAGUGCAUCCUCUAUCUUCAUAAAAUACUUAAGAGGUAUCUCUCAGAGGAACUGUGAAGAAGUAAGAUAAAGACUGCUUUUUAAAAUUGUCCAGUGAAAAAGUAAAUAAGACAGGCAGUGCAUUGGGUUAUUUGUAAAUGGGAGCAUUCCAGUAGAAGAUUUGGAGGAUUAUACAACUAUCCACACCUUAUUACAUUUUCACAUGAUGGCAGAGUUGGCCCUACCAUUAAUUAGGUAGUGUGAUAUAGCCUGCCUUUGCAGUAUUAGCAAAGGGCAGCAAAUUUACCAGUUAUUUAGUUUCUUGCAAUUUUAUUUUGCAUCCUUUGGAUUUUCUGCCUUGGAUAGCAAACAAUUUUGUGCUGUCUCUACAUCCUAUUGUCUCUGUUACAUUUGAAGAAUGUGACUUCUUUAUUUGCCUUCAUUGAGUUAGUUGAGACUUUAAACAUCAUUUGGCAAAGGGAUGUUGCGACAGAAUGUCACUUCUCUAGGAAUAUACCCUUACUCUGUGGAGCGAGCAGGAGAGAGAAAAUGUAUUGCAAUGGAAACUGAAAAAAAUACAGUUGCAGUCCAGAAGGAAGCAGCAUGUGUGCACAUACAUGAUUUUUGCACAGAGAACUUCCUUCAAAAGCAGCCAGCUAGACUCCCAAGAGAGAGACUUUUAAAAUGAAGGGCUUUUCAAGAGGGGAAAACAGACGAAUGUUUAUCUACAUACA
Messenger RNA from Rhineura floridana, 1648 nucleotides. RefSeq names its product very-long-chain enoyl-CoA reductase-like. Gene Ontology annotation, biological process: very long-chain fatty acid biosynthetic process. The transcript has 13 exons. Lineage: Eukaryota; Metazoa; Chordata; Lepidosauria; Squamata; Rhineuridae. Gene Ontology annotation, molecular function: oxidoreductase activity, acting on the CH-CH group of donors. Bases 93 to 992 code for a protein of 299 amino acids. The record is from RefSeq and is a predicted model, not a curated record.